UCCAUUCGCAUUCGAUGAAAUUCGAUGAAGCUUGCAAAAAAUUCUACGGCAAGAAGUUGCGUUCGUGGUCGGUGUGAAUUUUAAAUUCGAAUAUUUCCCUGUCAAACUUUGCCGGUCCGGUUACAAUUUGAUGUAAAACAACUGUUCGACGCUCCGGUUCUCGUAAUUAGUCAAAAGAAUUUAGGAAACAAUGGCCGAUGAAAGUCUUCUGAACGACUCCAACUUGGGAGCUCUGGGAUCCAAUGAUGACGAUUCGGAAGUUGAUUUUGGAGGAGGACUAUUUGAAAGGCGCUGAUAUGCAAAUCGAUCCGGAACUGGAAGCGAUCAGUCGUGUCAAAGAGAUGGAGGAAGAGGCCGAGAAGUUGAAACAACUUUCAAACCGAAGUUACCCAAACAGAUGACGCUUGGGUCCCCCACCGGAGUCACUCCGAUCUCUGACGGCAGAAGAAAAAGCCGAAAUUGAUAACCGUUCCAUCUACGUGGGUAAUGUCGAUUACGGAGCAACGGCGAAGAAUGAAGCCCACUUCCAUGGCUGUGGCACCAUCAAUAGGGUAACCAUUCUGUGCAAUAAGGCCGACGGGCAUCCGAAGGGUUUCGCCUACAUAGAAUUCGGUUCGAAGGAGUUCGUCGAAACGGCACUGGCCAUGAAUGAGACCCUGUUCCGUGGGCGGCAAAUCAAGGUCAAUCCGAAACGUACCAACCGACCGGGAAUGUGCACCACCAAUCGGUUCCCCCGCGGCUCCGGUUCGCGGCCGGGGAGCACGGAUUUCGAGGGCAUGCUGCUACAGGAGGACACCGAGGAUCACGAAGACCUGCUCGUGGAUAUCGAGGAAGGGCCACCUAUUACGCACCGUAUUAGGGAACGCAAGUCGAACAAGACACACGACCCCGAUAUUCGCUGCAGCACGCAAACAAACUCACGUUUAGUUUUUAGGGCAUCCCAUCUAGAGGAUGAGAGGACACUGGGAAGCACCAGUGGCAACUAGGAUUAUUAUUAUUAUAUUUGGUUACGAAAAUCUUUUCAAAAAACAUUAUUUGUCUUCGAGUUUUCUCUGAAAAAAAAAACUUCAAACACGGAUGCAUUGCUAAAGCAACGUUCAUUUGCCAGAACGUUUGAAAAUUUUCAACCAUAAGCCAUUGUCACAGUGUAACCAAUGAUGGAAAUAAUGUUUUUUGAAUUCGUUCAAAACAAUAAAACAAACGGAAACGGAAUGCCACAUCAAAAAAAAGAUCCAUUGGAAUGACUCAAAAAAGCCAACACAAAAAGAUGCGGAACAACGAAAAAAAUAUCAAAAAAGAUACACAUGGCACAGCACACCAAAAGAUGGCAAAAAUAAAAGACAAAAAGAUGGCAAAAGACGAGAGAAAAUCCGCCACCAACGAAUAAAAAAAGAUCCAUGGCAAUGAGAAAAGAAGACAAAUAUUUUGAAAAAAUAUAUUUGAAAAGAUACAACCGGAGAAAAGAGGACCUGGAGCCCACACAAUGAAAAUGAUGAAAUAAAGGAGCAACAGUAAAAAAAAAGAUCGAGGCGACAACAAGACAUAAAAAAAGAAAUCAAAAAACAAGAAGUAAAACACAAGGUUUAAGUAUUAAAGUAUAAAACGUAAGAAUAUAAAA
Aedes aegypti (yellow fever mosquito) is the source of this 1618-nucleotide messenger RNA. RefSeq names its product polyadenylate-binding protein 2 (gene Pabp2). The record is from RefSeq and is a predicted model, not a curated record. Gene Ontology annotation, molecular function: RNA binding. NCBI's taxonomy places the organism in Eukaryota, Metazoa, Arthropoda, Insecta, Diptera, Culicidae.